AUGACACCUCGUCUUAACCUAUUCACGGCCAGAGCCGCCUCUGCUCUGCGUCAAUCCACUACCCCCGCGCUCGCUUCCCGCAGCAUUGCCAGCCCUGCUCGAUUCCGCGCCAUCCAACCUAUUCAAUGCCGAUGGAACUCUUCGCGCGAUGGCUCAAAGAAGGUCGAGCCCCAGCCUGAUGAGCAGAACUUCCCGACCUCCGACCAGCUGCCCGAUGUUAGCGAGGAAGCCAACGAGAUCUCUCGGAUCAUGGAUAAGGAAAAGCGGUGCGACGGUGUUCCGUCCACCCCAGAGUUGGAUCAGGGCUCACCGGUCGAGGAGAUUCUCAGCCGCGAUAAGCAAGCCAUGAAGCACAUGCCCAAGGUCAUGCAAGACGAACUGAAGAAGUCGGGCAAACGCUCAUUCUCUACUUCAGCCCGAAGCCGCAUGCCUGAGGUCGACGGUGUGGUACCAAAUGCCGACGGCCCCAGUGCCGAGGCCGCUGCUGCUCUUGCCGACAUGAUUAGACAGGCGCAAGCGCCGGUCGUUGAAGAGAACCCCGGCUUGAAGUUCGACGAGCCCGUCGUUCCCCAAAAUGUCAAGACAUUGAACUACCGCAACAGAUACGAUACUCUGCAGGAACAGUUCACCAAGCUGAUGAUGAUGGAUGGAAAGCUGACCAAGGCCCAAAAGAAUAUGGGCAUUAUCCUGGAGCACCUCCGCACCUCCGCACCUCCCCAGAUGAACCCCAGACGCCCUCUCCUCGAUGCUCCUCCGGCCUCUCAGAUGCCCCUCGACCCCGUCAACUACCUCACUGUUGUGGUCGACUCCGUGGCCCCUCUGUUCCGAAUUCGUCAGCAGAAGGGUAUCGCUGGUGGUGGUGCUGCCGUGCAGAUUCCCAUGCCACUUAACCUGCGCCAGCGUCGCCGUACCGCGAUUCGCUGGAUCAUCGAUGGAUCUGCCAAGCGUCGUGACACGUCGUUUUCGCGACGUGUUGCCGCCGAGAUUGUGGCGGUUGCUGAGGGCCGUAGCGGUGUCUGGGAAAAGCGAGACCAGCAGCACAAGAUUGGUAUCUCUGGUCGUGCUAACUUGAGCACCCCCAUGCGUCGCUAG
Molecule: messenger RNA, 1092 nt
Organism: Penicillium salamii
Lineage: Eukaryota; Fungi; Ascomycota; Eurotiomycetes; Eurotiales; Aspergillaceae
Source: the annotation of a GenBank genome assembly